AUGGUUGUUGCCUUUGUUUACCGUUGGCUUUUGUACGCUGUUGCUAUUGUUAAUACAUCGUUGUUGAUUGCCGCACAAAGGCACACAGCCUCGGAUAAUCCGUCGACAUACAAUAUAGGCGGCGUAUUGAGCGACUCUGACAGCGAGGAGCAUUUUCGCACAACAAUAGCGCAUCUCAACUUUGAUCAGCAAUAUGUGCCGAGGAAAGUUACCUACUAUGAUAAGACAAUACGCAUGGAUAAAAAUCCCAUAAAGACGGUGUUCAACGUCUGCGACAAACUCAUCGAAAAGCGUGUCUACGCCGUUGUCGUUUCGCAUGAACAAACCUCAGGUGAUUUGUCGCCGGCGGCUGUAAGUUAUACGAGCGGCUUCUACUCAAUACCCGUCAUUGGCAUAUCCUCACGGGAUGCGGCCUUUUCCGAUAAGAAUAUACACGUUUCGUUCCUGCGCACCGUACCCCCUUACUAUCAUCAGGCGGAUGUCUGGCUGGAGAUGUUGAGCCAUUUCAGCUAUACGAAGGUAAUCAUAAUCCACAGCUCGGAUACGGAUGGACGCGCCAUUUUGGGUCGCUUUCAGACAACAUCGCAAACUUACUACGAUGAUGUCCGAUACGACGACGUGCGUGCCACUGUGGAAUUGAUUGUUGAAUUUGAGCCGAAACUGGAGAGUUUUACCAGCCAUUUAGUAGACAUGAAGACGGCACAGUCGAGGGUAUAUUUGAUGUAUGCAAGCACCGAGGAUGCACAAGUUAUAUUCCGCGAUGCUGGCGAAUAUAACAUGACCGGAGAGGGCCAUGUGUGGAUUGUAACGGAGCAGGCGCUGCAUGCGAACAAUACGCCCGAAGGAGUGCUUGGUCUGCAGCUCGAGCAUUCCCACAGCGACAAGAAGCACAUUAGGGACAGCGUUUAUGUGCUUGCCUCGGCUAUUAAGGAAAUGAUUUCAAAUGAGACCAUUGCUGAGGCGCCAAAGGACUGCGGUGAUUCGGCAGUGAACUGGGAAUCGGGCAAACGACUCUUUCAGUACUUGAAGUCGCGCAACAUCACUGGCGACACAGGGCAGGUGGCCUUUGAUGCCAAUGGGGACCGCAUUUAUGCAGGCUACGAUGUCAUCAACAUACGGGAAAAGCAGCAAAAGCUGGUAGUGGGAAAAUUCAGCUACGACAGUGAGAAGGCGAAAAUGCGGAUGCGGAUCAAUGACAGCGAUAUCAUCUGGGCGGGCAAACAGCGACGGAAGCCAGAGGGCAUUAUGAUACCCACCCAUUUGAAAGUUCUCACCAUAGAGGAGAAGCCCUUUGUCUAUGUGCGGCGCAUGGGCGAUGAUGAGUUUAAAUGCGAGCCGGAUGAACGACCCUGCCCACUUUUUAACUCCACAGAUGAUACGACCAACGAAUUUUGCUGCCGAGGCUACUGCAUCGAUCUCUUAAUAGAGCUCUCGAAACGCAUUAAUUUUACCUACGAUCUAGCCCUGUCGCCGGAUGGUCAAUUCGGUCAUUAUAUUUUGCGCAAUAACACGGGGAUAAAGAAUAAGGAAUGGAAUGGACUUAUUGGCGAGUUGGUCAAUGAACAUGCCGACAUGAUCGUCGCACCACUGACCAUUAAUCCGGAGCGUGCCGAGUACAUAGAAUUCUCGAAGCCAUUCAAAUAUCAAGGCAUUACAAUACUCGAGAAGAAGCCUUCGCGAUCGAGUACUCUGGUGUCUUUUUUGCAACCAUUUAGUAACACGCUAUGGAUCUUGGUAAUGGUGUCGGUCCAUGUUGUGGCGCUCGUGCUAUACUUGUUAGAUAGAUUUUCACCGUUUGGACGCUUUAAGCUGUCGCAUACAGACAGCAAUGAAGAGAAGGCUUUAAAUCUCAGUUCAGCCGUUUGGUUCGCUUGGGGUGUGCUACUGAACAGCGGCAUUGGUGAGGGGACACCGCGCAGUUUCUCGGCUCGCGUUCUGGGCAUGGUUUGGGCCGGUUUCGCCAUGAUCAUUGUUGCCUCAUAUACUGCCAACCUGGCUGCUUUCCUCGUGCUCGAAAGGCCCAAAACUAAGUUGAGCGGCAUAAAUGAUGCGCGUCUGCGCAACACAAUGGAGAACUUAACGUGUGCCACGGUAAAGGGCUCAUCGGUGGACAUGUAUUUCCGGCGACAGGUUGAACUAUCCAACAUGUAUCGCACAAUGGAGGCCAACAACUAUGAUACUGCCGAGCAGGCCAUACAGGAUGUGAAGAAGGGCAAGCUAAUGGCUUUCAUUUGGGACUCCUCGCGUCUGGAGUACGAGGCCUCAAAGGACUGUGAGUUGGUUACAGCUGGUGAGCUUUUUGGACGCAGCGGAUAUGGCAUAGGCCUGCAAAAAGGCUCGCCUUGGACUGAUGCGGUAACCCUCGCCAUAUUAGAAUUUCAUGAGAGUGGGUUUAUGGAGAAACUUGAUAAGCAAUGGAUUUUUCAUGGACAUGUGCAGCAAAAUUGCGAGCUCUUUGAGAAAACACCCAAUACGUUGGGCCUAAAGAAUAUGGCCGGCGUUUUCAUACUUGUUGGCGUUGGCAUAGCUGGUGGCGUGGGUCUGAUUAUUAUCGAAGUCAUCUAUAAGAAGCAUCAGGUGAAAAAACAAAAAAGAUUAGACAUAGCCAGACAUGCAGCGGAUAAGUGGCGUGGUACAAUAGAGAAACGAAAAACCAUACGCGCCUCAUUGGCCAUGCAGCGGCAGUACAAUAUUGGACUGAACUCAACUCAUGCACCGGGCACAAUCAGCCUAGCCGUGGACAAGCGGCGCUAUCCACGUUUAGGACAGCGCAUGGGCCCCGAACGCGCCUGGCCCGGGGACGCUGACGUCCUUCGCAUACGCCGACCUUACGAGCUUGGCAAGCCGGGCCAAUCACCCAAAGUGAUGGCCCCACCUUUUGGCAAGACACGCCCACAACAGAACAUAUUGCCACCGCGUUACUCGCCUGGUUAUACCAGCGACGUGUCGCAUUUGGUAGUUUAA
Molecule: messenger RNA, 2964 nt
Organism: Scaptodrosophila lebanonensis
Lineage: Eukaryota; Metazoa; Arthropoda; Insecta; Diptera; Drosophilidae
Gene: Nmdar1
Product: glutamate [NMDA] receptor subunit 1
Exons: 15
Coding region: 1-2964 (987 amino acids)
Biological process (GO): chemical synaptic transmission; regulation of membrane potential; monoatomic ion transport
Cellular component (GO): synapse; NMDA selective glutamate receptor complex; neuron projection
Molecular function (GO): NMDA glutamate receptor activity
Source: RefSeq, a predicted model, not a curated record